Molecule: messenger RNA, 1633 nt
Organism: Aspergillus ruber CBS 135680
Lineage: Eukaryota; Fungi; Ascomycota; Eurotiomycetes; Eurotiales; Aspergillaceae
Product: elongator complex protein 4
Exons: 1
Coding region: 484-1293 (269 amino acids)
Biological process (GO): tRNA wobble uridine modification
Cellular component (GO): elongator holoenzyme complex; transcription elongation factor complex; cytoplasm
Source: RefSeq, a predicted model, not a curated record
GCCCCGCUGCCGCAAAUAAUCUUCACUGACUCUUGAGAGCGUCAAAUCUCGAUAUUCAAACGAAAAUGUCCUUUCGCAAGCGAAAUAUCGGACUAUCGACUGGCACAGGCCAGGGACCCGCUGUCAAUCCACCCGCGCAAGCACCACAAGCCGCCGACUCGAGCCCUGGAAUCCGUCCCUCACCCGAUGAUGGCAGACCAACAACGUCUACGGGUACACUGUCGCUGGACAAUCUUCUGGCAGGACAUGGGGGGCUUCCUAUUGGGAAGAUGCUGUUUAUUGAAGAGAAUGGGACUACAGACUUUGCGGGCGCAUUGCUACGAUACUAUGCUGCCGAAGGAGUGGUGCAGGACCAAAAGGUUCAUGUUAUUGGAGUGCCAGAGCAAUGGGGAAGGAGUCUUCCUGGCUUAAUAGGCUCUGCUGAAGCUGGUGAUGAGAAGACGGACAGGCGGAAGAGCGAGCGUAUGAAGAUUGCCUGGCGAUAUGAGCGUCUGGGAGAGUUUGGCGCAGGAGUUGCAGGAUCACGAGGUGAGUAAUACAUCUGUCCAAUCACACCCUAUUGGAACCAUCGCACUGAUUAUAAUAGCUCCCGCGGCACUCGAACAGAACCAAAGCACGGACGGGAACCAGGUGAAACCAGCAUUCUGUCAUGCAUUCGACCUCACGAAACGCCUUACCCAUCCCUCCAUUGCGAAAAUGAACUUCAUCCCGUUUGCACCCACGAGAGAGCCAUUCUUUACUUCCAUUUAUAAGCGACUUCACAGCGCCAUUGCAUCUAGCCCUCCGAACACUGUGCACCGCAUCGUCAUCCCGUCCUUGCUCAGUCCCACCAUGUACCCUCCAGAAGUCAGUCAGCCAGACAAUGUUCUCCCAUUCCUUCACUCCCUCAGAGCUCUUUUGAAUACCCCGAACGCACGCAUCACAGCCAUUAUCACGGUUCCUCUGUCACUGUUUCCCCGCGAGUCAGGCCUCGUACGAUGGAUGGAGCUGAUCGGCGAUGGUGUUAUCGAACUGUGUCCUUUCCCCCACUCUGCGGAUGCACUGGCGACAUCGGGAGCGGCAACUUCUGGAGAAGAGCCACCCCAGGGUAUGCUGAAGACACAUCGACUGCCGGUGCUGCACGAACGUGGUGGUGGUAGUGAUCAGAAUAUCGGGCAGGAUUGGGCGUUCAAUCUGAGCAGACGGAAGUUCGAGAUCAAGCCCUUCAGCUUACCGCCAGAUGAGGGGGACAAGGAAGCUCAAGGUGGAGCAGCUGCGGGUGGAAUGCCUAAGAAGGAGGAUUUGGAAUUCUAAAGUGAUAAUCGAAUUGGAGGUAGAUUAUUCUUCAUGGUUCGAGUCUUCGAGCAUAUCCUGCAGCUCGAUCUGUUCAGACAUGGCCCCGCCCGUUUGCGCCAUUGUCCGGAGAUAACUCCGUCCAAAUGCAGGUCUACUCGACUCGUCUUCAAAUUGACGGCGCACGCGAGAAAAGGCAAACCAUGCUUCAAGAUGUCAGCAAAUGCGGCGCGACGCAGAUAAAGGAUCACCCACCUAAAACGAGAAGGAGGGGUGAAAAGAACACGAGGAAUAGCAGGAAGAAAAAAUUCAUUACGGUGUUUGGUGACAAGCGUCAGGUGUAAAUACAAGUCAAAGACAU